Molecule: messenger RNA, 2841 nt
Organism: Suncus etruscus (white-toothed pygmy shrew)
Lineage: Eukaryota; Metazoa; Chordata; Mammalia; Eulipotyphla; Soricidae
Gene: GABRG3
Product: gamma-aminobutyric acid type A receptor subunit gamma3
Exons: 10
Coding region: 183-1586 (467 amino acids)
Biological process (GO): synaptic transmission, GABAergic; signal transduction; gamma-aminobutyric acid signaling pathway
Cellular component (GO): GABA-A receptor complex; neuron projection; synapse
Molecular function (GO): GABA-A receptor activity; inhibitory extracellular ligand-gated monoatomic ion channel activity; benzodiazepine receptor activity
Source: RefSeq, a predicted model, not a curated record
UCCAGCCUCCAGCCGGCCCCAAACUCCGAGUCUGUCUCCGCCCGGGCCGGGCUGCGCCUCUGGAGCUGGAGCGCGUCUCCGGGGACCCCGCGGGGACCCCCCAGCCCGCUCCACCCGUGGCUGCGGGACCCGGGGCCACCAGCCCCCCAAGAUCCCGCCCAGGUCUCGGACCCGAUCCAGCCAUGGCCGCGAAGCUGCUGUUCUUGCUGGGCUUGUUCUCGGGGUUGCACGCGCGGUCAAGAAAGGUGGAAGACGAAGAAUACGAGGAUUCCUCCUCGAACCAGAAGUGGGUCUUGGCCCCCAGAUCCCAGGACACUGAUGUGACACUUAUUCUGAACAAGUUACUCCGUGACUAUGACAAGAAGCUGCGGCCAGACAUUGGAAUAAAACCAACGGUGAUUGAUGUCGACAUCUACGUGAACAGUAUCGGGCCUGUGUCAUCCAUUAACAUGGAGUACCAAAUAGAUGUCUUCUUUGCUCAGACCUGGACAGACAGCCGCCUCCGAUUCAACAGCACCAUGAAAAUCCUCACUUUAAACAGCAACAUGGUGGGACUCAUAUGGAUUCCUGACACCAUCUUCCGCAACUCCAAAACUGCCGAGGCCCACUGGAUCACCACGCCCAACCAACUACUCCGCAUCUGGAAUGAUGGGAAAAUCCUUUAUACAUUAAGGCUCACCAUUAAUGCCGAGUGCCAGCUCCAACUACACAACUUCCCCAUGGAUGAGCACUCCUGCCCACUGGUGUUCUCCAGCUAUGGCUACCCGAAAGAAGAAAUGAUUUACAGAUGGAGAAAAAACUCUGUCGAGGCAGCAGACCAGAAAUCUUGGCGGCUUUACCAGUUCGACUUCAUGGGCCUGAGGAAUACCACAGAGACCAUGACCACGUCUGCAGGUGAUUAUGUGGUCAUGACGAUCUACUUUGAGUUGAGUCGAAGAAUGGGAUAUUUCACCAUCCAGACAUACAUUCCUUGCAUACUGACUGUGGUCUUGUCCUGGGUAUCGUUUUGGAUCAAAAAAGAUGCAACACCAGCAAGAACUGCUUUAGGCAUCACCACUGUGCUGACCAUGACCACACUCAGCACCAUCGCCAGGAAGUCACUGCCUCGUGUGUCCUAUGUGACGGCCAUGGACCUCUUCGUGACCGUGUGUUUCCUGUUUGUCUUCGCUGCCCUCAUGGAGUAUGCCACCCUCAACUACUACUCGAGUUGUCGAAAACCCACCACCACGAAAAAGAAAACAUCGCUAUUGCAUCCAGAACCUUCAAGAUGGAUCCCUGAGCGUAUAAGCCUCCAAACGCCUUCUAACUACUCUCUUUUGGACAUGAGACCCCCACCCCCUGCCAUGAUCACAUUGAACAAUUCCGUGUACUGGCAGGAAUUUGAAGAGGCCUGUGUCUAUGAGUGCCUGGAUGGCAAAGACUGUCAGAGCUUCUUCUGCUGCUAUGAAGAGUGCAAAUCCGGAUCAUGGAGAAAAGGCCGAAUUCACAUCGACAUCCUGGAAUUGGACUCAUAUUCCCGGGUGUUCUUCCCUACAACCUUCCUGCUCUUCAACUUGGUCUAUUGGGUCGGAUACUUAUAUCUCUAAAUUAUUGCUUUCACAGGGAUGUAUGAAGAGCACUAGAUCCCACCGACUACCCCCUCCCUUUGCCUCCAGCCCUCCCCAGAUCAGUAGUGACCAAUUGGAGUAGCUAGGAAGGACACUGCUCAACUGAUAGAAAACUAGCCCUUCCCUUCGAGUAGCCUGGGAAUCUGUGGCACAUGUUUCUAUCAUGUAUUUCACACACACACACACACACACACACGCAAACACACACACACACACGUUUCUUGAGUUGUCAGUGAUUUUUCUUGCUAAUCCCUUAUUGAAUCCGUAGUUCAGUGAUGUUUACAAAUGGUGUCUGGAUCUUUGGAACUAGCUGCUGAUUAUCCUGGCAAAGAAAUCUGUGCAAAGUACAAGCAUAUAUGUAAGAUGCUCUCUCAGGCCCAAACUCCUGUUGUAUGUUCCCUCAACACCAGUGCCCAGGUGUGCAAAACCCUAGCUGACCCUUAUUCAAACCUCUGUCCUACGUACCACAGGGCAGUGUGAUUUCUCAGCUGUGGACAGCAGUGAGUUUCAAUCCAGUCUCCCCUCUCUAUGCCUUGUUCUGCUCUGACACCAUCAUAGCAUUCUAAUCCAUAUUCCUUCAUCCUAGGCCUUGAGAAGAGUUGAACCUUCAUCAUCCACAAGUGCCCUACUGAGGGAAAAAUUCUGGUUUUCAAAAUUCACACAUUACCGAAAGGAACAAAGUUGAUUAGGUCUAAAAGAUCAAGAAGCUAUGACUUGAGUCUUAAAUGACUGACAGUUGGGAGAAUUUGCACUCUGGGUUCUUGAAGUAGAUGAUCUUGACUUCAACAUUGUAAUUUAGCAGAGAAGACUCAAUGCCAGGGCACGUGACUUGCUGAUAGUGUUAUAGAUUCUGUGAUUCUCUUAAUUUUGCAAAUAUGUAUACAGCAUUCACAAGCCUUUGUCUCGAAAAUGUAUUCAGAAUGUGAAAGAAAUGUAGAUAGAAUUUUUAAAUGUUCUUAGAGAAUAUCAAUUUUCAAAUCAAAUCAACUUUGGAUGCAAAAAUGGGUAAUGACUCUCAUCAAUGGUAUAUUUUGAUGAAGAAAAAUUAUUUUAUACUUUGAAAUAUGAAUACAUAGCAAAUCCCAAAGAAAAAUUCCCUGAAAUUAUUACUCUUUUGAUAUUUUUGUAACACAAAAUCAACUUGCUUCUUGAAGUCAGUUCUUUGUUAUAACUGGGUAACACUAUGUACGUCACAAAACUCUUCAGAAGCUUCCCACUGUGCAUAGGAAAAAAA